This is a messenger RNA of Equus caballus (horse), 4390 nucleotides long. NCBI's taxonomy places the organism in Eukaryota, Metazoa, Chordata, Mammalia, Perissodactyla, Equidae. The record is from RefSeq and is a predicted model, not a curated record.
UUUUGUGUGUCCAAUUAACAUUGUGAGAGCAUGUAAGUGUGUAUGUAUAUAAGAAUGUGAAUGUGUGACUAUAAGUUUGAAUGUGUGAAGAAAUGUGCAUGCCUGUGUGUUUUUGCUUCUGUGUGUAGAUGAGUGUAUGUAAGAUGGAUUGUCCAGCUUUAUGGCUCUGCCAAGUGACUUGACAAGGGGGGAUAAUAGAUCCCUUUUGAACUUGCAUCAGAGUUGAUUUGUUUGUAGGAAAACCUACAGAAUUAAAUUCAACUUGCAAUUUAUAACUGUAUUUUGUUCUGACCAACCAAAAAUAUAUUUCUUAAAUUUAAAAACAUAGCUUCUUCCUGAAAAUAUUGUAAAAAAAAAAAUAAGGAUAGAGGAGUGUGUUGACAAUUUGAUGGUCUUGAAUUAAGGAAGUAGCAUUGGCUUAUCUGAUACUUACAAGCAUGGUGGAAUCUCCCCGUUAAGGCAUCUGAUUCUGGUGCUUUCUAUCUGAGGGACUGUUUUAAAAACUUCUCUCACUAUUUUAUGGAUAUUUGUAUGAUUCUGCUUCCUAUCACAAGUAAGGGUCAGUAUUGGUAGAGUUUCCUUACUGUUUACACAUUCAUUGACAUUGAGGUGUGCAAAUGAGUGCAAUGACAUCUAAUGUAAAUUAUUGGUAUCAUGUCCCUCUUCUUGCAUCCUUUUUAAAACACAUUUCUUUGAACAUAACUGAUGAUGCAACUUAGCUGUGUGAAGUUAGAAAAUAGCUCACUUUAGCUAGAACAUCUGGGGGAAAUAGAACAUCCACUGAGAUACACAUACCCACUGCCAGUCGAUCAAAUGUGAGACCUAAGUAUUUCCUGCCCUGCUCCAUGUGAGACACUGUCUGCCUCCAGGGUUCACGGAAAAGUAUGUCCGUGCCUCCCACACACACACCAAUAGUCUCUUAGGGGAUGUUAGCUAGAAACUUGUAGUUGUUCAUGGUAGUUAGCACCUGGGAAGAAAGUUUUGAAAAAAUAUUCUCAGCUCCCAAGCCUGUUACUGCCAAUGAUGCUACAAGUGAAAUGAUAAUUGCGGUUCUGAGGGGAGCCGAGGUCACAGAAUCAGAAACUCAUAUAUCAGGGUCUAGCUAAUUCUGUCACACGUGUACUGACUGCUUUGACCUUCAUGCUAACCCCACCAUGCCAGCAGCAGGGAAAAAUGGGUGAGUUUUAGAUUUAUUCAUCUGAGAGUUAGAACCUGUAAGAGAAGGAGUUGUAUCAGGAAUCUGGGUAAGUGAAUGUAAUGGACAAGGCAAAUGUUCUUUCAUGUACCUGGUCAAGUGCCAAAGCCAGGUAUGAAGACGGAAUAAAUCUUGAGGAUAAACUGAGAGAGAUAUCAAGAGAGAUGUGUUCCUAGAUCUUCCAGCAAUCCAGCAUGUCUCAAAGGUAGUGACAGUGGUUAUUAUGGUUUAAUCCAAGUCAUAUAAAAUUUGAUAUUGAUGUGCUUAAGGACUGUAGUUCAGGUGUCAAGCUGCUGUUCAGCUUACUUACAGAAUCAUAGACAUAAUCUUCAGGUUUCUAGAGGUACACUGAGGGUACCUGAAUUGUUGUAAUAAAGAGUAUGAUGAACAUACAAGGAUCAGUUGAUCGUGUGCAGUAACAGUGUGUCUAGCAGCAGUUGCUGGAGAAGAAAUGUCUUCUCUAACUCUGAGUGUAUGAAGCGCUUAACAGAUUUCAUGGUAAUGUCUCUAUCGAUUAUAGACAGACUUUUCCCACUUAAAGUGAGUAAGCAGCACUUUAAAAAAAUAUAGCAAUAAGUUCAGAAAAUAUUUUUAGGCUCAAAUGCUUCUUUUGAUACUUCUGAUGCUUUUAAAUAUUAUAAUAGUAUAUAUUAAGAGACCCAAAAAUGUAUAUAAUUUACACAAUGCAUGCUCUUUUCCUUGGCAUCACAUCAUUGCAUGUUGCCUGUGUACCUUGUACUUUAAUCUUUUUCACAAAUCUUUCAUUCCUGCUAAUAAUUUCAUCUAACAUAGGUAUAAAUAAAUGACAUGUAUAUGAUUUGAAAUUAGUAAUAAUUUGUUUCUACCAUACACUGUUUAUCAGGCAUCAGUGUUUCUAUCUCAUACUUCCUGUGACUCAGAGCAUUGUCCUUUUGUUCCUGAAAUCAAUGCAAAUGAAUCUUUCUUUUCCAUCCUAAUGUUGAGGAAUUCUUGCAUCUGUUAAACUCAACUUGUACUGGGACUGGAUCGUGCAGUUUUAUCCUGCAACUAGGGCAUCUACAUUUUAUUAAGAUCUGUAAAGCUUUAGUCAAAGUCUAUAUCUGCCUCUCAAAUGUCUUCAUACAUAAGUGAAAUCUCAUCAUUACCAAAUAUAGAUAAAAUAUCACCAAUCUAAGUUGAAAUGACAAGAUCGAAAAGCAAAACUGAAUUUAGAUCUGGCUUAUUUGAAGAACAAAACUAUUAAUUUAGUGUAUUAUGGAUUAAAUGCACCACUUUAUUGCCAGGUUAAAAUCCCCACUGUGUUCUCAACCAGUGUGUUAAUUUAGAUGAAACACUUCACCUCUCUGUCCCUUUGUUGUCCUCAUCUUUAUAAGGAAUGUAACAGUGGCUGCCUCAUGAAUUUGUGAGGAAUAAAGAAGUUACUGCAUCUGUGACCUUCAUGGCAGUAUUUCUUACAUUGCAAGUGUUCAUUCAUGAUUCUACUUUCAAUUCUUGGAGUCCUCUGAAGGACAGAAAAAACUUUAAGUAAUUAUUUCUACGUAGGAUUUGUUGGUAAGUGGAGUAAAUUGUAUUUCAGUUGACAUGAUUCCUGUGGCCCACACCUCCUAUUCCUCUGCAGGAUCCUCUGGCUCAGAAGACAAAUAUGAGGCAUUGAGAACUGAGAGGAUGGCCGCCAGGGAUUUGGCAAUAGGGACGAUUCUCUUAUUACAGACUACAUUCGGAAUUGUGGGGAAUUUCUUUCUUCUUUGCCAUUAUCUUUUCCUUCAUUUCACUGAGUGUAGGUUAAGAUCCACAGAUUUGAUUAUCAAGAACCUGAUUGUAGCCAACUUAUUGGUCCUGUUAUCUAGUGGAAUCCGCUAUACAUUGUCAUCUUUUGGAGUGGAUCCUGGUCAUCCUGAUUUGGAAUGCAGAUUUUUGCCCUAUCUUUGCGCAGUGGGCAGGGGUGUGUCCAUUGGCACCACCAGCCUCUUGAGUGUCAUCCAGGCCAUCAUCAUCAGCCCCAGGAACUCCAGAUGGACAGAGAUUAAAGGGGAAGCUCUGAAGUGCAUUGUCCCUUCAAUUACCCUGUGCUGGGCGCUGCACAUGCUGAUAAAUAUCAUUUUUCCUAUGUUUAUGACUAUCCGUGGGAGCCACAAAAACACCACAAAUAGAAAAAAUUUAGGAUACUGUUCUACUGUUCGUCAUGACAAAACCAGAAACAACUUAUAUGCAGCAUUGCUGUCAUUCCCUGAUGUUUUCUGUUUUGGACUUAUGUUCUUGGCCAGUGGCUCCAUCGUUUUCAUCCUGUACAAGCACAAGCAGAGGGUGAAACAUCUUCAUAAGACCAAUGUCUGCCUCAGAAGCUCCCCUGAGUCCAGAGCUACCAAAACCAUCCUUGUCCUGGUAAGCACCUUUGUCCUUUUUAACACCGUUUCCUCCAUUUUUUAUGCACUAUUGGCUCUUGUUAAUAAUCCCAGCUCGUUCCUCUUGGCGGUCACUUCAGCAAGCACUCUGUGUUUCCCAAGUCUCAGUCCCUUUCUGCUCAUGAGCCGUGAAUCCAGGGUAUCCAGGGUGUGGUUUGCCUGGACAAAAAAUACAAAAUCCUUCAGGCUGGCCCACUUGUCUAGUGGUUAAUUUAGCACACUUCGCUUCAGUGGCCUGGGAUUUGCAAAUUCAGAUCCUGGUUGUGGGCCAAGCGUCACUUGUCAAGCCAAACUGUGGCAGGAUCCCACAGAUGAAAUAGAGGAAGGUAGCCACAGAUGUUUGCUCAGGGCCAAUCUUCCUCAAGCAAAAAGAGGAGGAUUGGCAAUAGAUGUUGGCUCAGGACCUAUCUUCCUCACAUAAAAAAGUAAUAAUUUUUAAAAAAUACAAAAUCCCCUAAUCUAAUGAGAAACAUGAAAAUUGUCUGUAUUUCUACAAUGUUCAUUAGAUAGCUCACUCAUCCUCCUCAGAGUCCUAAGUACAGUUAUGUCUCGCUGACCACAGAAUGUAAACAAGACAUGCUGAAUUUCUUCUUCAAAAUAAAUAAUAGUUUGGAAUAGUAAUUGAAAUGUAAUCACAUAUUUAUCAUGGAUAAAACUCAAGUGAUUGAUGUGCUGCUAAUACUUGCAGUAGAGGACUGCAGAAUUCAUGCAACAAUGAACACUGAGUUCUAAAUCAUCUGGACAUUUUGGAGGAUGCUUUGACUGUGUAACUUCAAUCUAUUACAGCAAAUUCCCCAGAGAUGAACUAGGCACA